AUGACCUGUAUUCACAAAAGAUUUCUGUGUGACGGUAACGUGGACUGCGCAGAUCGCUCAGAUGAGGACGCUAAGAUAUGCUCGAAGAAACCAGAAAAAUUAGCUCCGGGGAAUUUUCGCUAUAGCAUCCAAACCAAACGGUGUCCAGCGACCUGGUUUUUCUGCGGCGACGGCACGAACUGCAUUGAACCACGUUAUGUUUGUGAUCAUUCCAACGAUUGUCGAGACGGAUCGGAUGAAGGCGAGUUCUGCCGCGGAUGGGACAAUAUGAGGCGAAAUGCCCAUGACAAGGUCAUCCACUAG
Messenger RNA from Necator americanus (New World hookworm), 303 nucleotides. RefSeq lists its product as uncharacterized. Gene Ontology annotation, cellular component: plasma membrane. Gene Ontology annotation, molecular function: protein binding. The record is from RefSeq and is a predicted model, not a curated record. NCBI's taxonomy places the organism in Eukaryota, Metazoa, Nematoda, Chromadorea, Rhabditida, Ancylostomatidae. The coding region runs from base 1 to 303 and encodes 100 amino acids. The transcript has 4 exons.